AAGUUAGCCACAAAAACAUGGGUAAACCUAAAAAAGCGAAUGUUGCCUCCGUGAGGAAAGUCCCCUUAGAUGAACAGAUUAUGGAUGGCAAAGUGGCUAAACAAAAGGAUAGGAAAAAAAUUAAUUUCAGAGCUGAAGAAUCGUCGGUAUUGGACAGUAAAACUAGUAAGAAAAUUUUGGCUGUUGCCAAACAACAACAAUUGGAAUUCAAUGAAGAGAACUUCCCCAGUUUGACUCCCAAGAAAUCGGUUAACUUUAAUUUGGGUGAUGAUAUCAAUGAAGAAGAUGAAAAUAUUGAUGUCAAUGAAAAUGAUUUUAUGGAUGAUCUCCAAAUCGAUGAAGAAGAUGCCAAAGCCUUUGAACGUUUCCAAAAUCCACAGGGUGGUAAACGUACUCUGAAGCUGUCGCAAAUUAUUAUGGAUAAAAUCCAAGAGAAACAGGCUGAUAUUCAAACAAAACUCUCUGAUGAGGGUUCUCUUAAGAUUGAGGAACUUGAUCCUCGUGUUAAGGAAAUGUACGAAGGCGUUCGUGAUGUCAUGAAACGUUAUCGUAGCGGCAAAGUUCCUAAAGCUUUUAAGAUUAUACCCAAGCUUAGGAAUUGGGAACAGAUUUUAUUUAUCACAGAACCACAUAAUUGGAGUGCUGCGGCUAUGUUCCAGGGGGCAAGAAUCUUCUCAUCGGUUUUGUCUCAAGCUAUGGCUCAACGUUUCUAUAAUUUGGUAUUAUUGCCCCGUAUUCGUGAUGAUUUGGCGGAAUAUAAAAAAUUAAAUAUGCAUUUGUAUAAUGCAUUGAAACGUGCCCUGUUCAAACCUGCCGCCUUUAUGAAGGGUAUAAUUUUGCCAUUGUUGGAAGCCGGCGAUUGUACAUUGAGAGAAGCGAUUAUUUUUGGCAGUGUUAUUGCCCGCAGUUCAAUACCUGUCUUACAUUCUUCGGCAUGCCUGCUGAAAAUCUGUGAAAUGGGCUAUACUGGUGCCAAUUCUAUCUUCAUUCGUUAUUUCCUUGAUAAACGUUAUGCUUUGCCAUAUCGUGUUGUCGAUGCUGCUGUUUUCCAUUUCUUGAGAUUUGAAAAUGACAAACGUGAAAUGCCAGUUUUAUGGCAUCAAAGUUUAUUAACAUUUGUUCAACGUUACAAGAAUGAUAUUUCAUCCGAACAAAAAGAAGCUUUACUUGGAUUAUUAAGAAAACAAUAUCAUCCAAAACUGACACCAGAAAUUCGAAGAGAAUUACAGGCUGCUACAUGCCGUGACGUCGAAAUGAUGGAAGCUGAUGACAAAUUGGGCGCGGAGCCAGUUGAAAUGUACACAGAUCAAGAUGUAGGCUAUAUGCAAGAAUAAUGGCUUGCAAGGAA
Molecule: messenger RNA, 1348 nt
Organism: Musca vetustissima
Lineage: Eukaryota; Metazoa; Arthropoda; Insecta; Diptera; Muscidae
Gene: bys
Product: bystin
Exons: 6
Coding region: 18-1334 (438 amino acids)
Biological process (GO): rRNA processing
Cellular component (GO): cytoplasm; preribosome, small subunit precursor; nucleolus
Molecular function (GO): snoRNA binding
Source: RefSeq, a predicted model, not a curated record